Molecule: messenger RNA, 201 nt
Organism: Dicrocoelium dendriticum
Lineage: Eukaryota; Metazoa; Platyhelminthes; Trematoda; Plagiorchiida; Dicrocoeliidae
Source: the annotation of a GenBank genome assembly
AUGCAAAUGCCAGACACAAAUGACCACCCUGUAACCGAGAUUAUUUUAUUUCAACUGCUCUGGAUACAAGGUACGCUGGAAUUCGAACGAAGCAAUUGCACACAGAGGGGCUUCCCCAUGUAUGAUCCCGAAAGCGAAGUAUGGAAUUUCGUAAUCUGGAUCAACGAAAACCGUAUGCCACCAUUAACUGUACUACAGUAA